This is a messenger RNA of Canis lupus familiaris (dog), 2415 nucleotides long. RefSeq names its product ubiquitin associated protein 1 like (gene UBAP1L). Gene Ontology annotation, biological process: ubiquitin-dependent protein catabolic process via the multivesicular body sorting pathway. The transcript is spliced from 6 exons. Gene Ontology annotation, molecular function: ubiquitin binding. NCBI's taxonomy places the organism in Eukaryota, Metazoa, Chordata, Mammalia, Carnivora, Canidae. The record is from RefSeq and is a predicted model, not a curated record. Bases 276 to 1472 code for a protein of 398 amino acids. Gene Ontology annotation, cellular component: ESCRT I complex.
GUGCAAGGGUGUAUCAAGAAGCUUUGCUGGGAUUAUACCAUCUGUUGUAGCAAUUCACUUCUACAUGUUUUGUCCACAGAGAAGCUAUCCUGGGAAUCACAAGCACCAGCCACUUUACCUUUUCUUUCCUUGCUGUGUGGGGCUCAGCUAAAGUCAGCACACAGGAGAGUGGUGAGGCCAUUUGAGACCAAGCCUGGUCCUCAGGACUACGCUCUCCCUGCCACCAGGCGGCCUGCCCCAGCCCUGCUCAGCCACAUCCACACUCCUCUGAUAGAAUGAAUGCCCUCGAUGGCGUCCCCUUCAAGGUGCCCAAUGGCUUUGUGACAGGCACAGAGCCCCUUCCUGGGCUAGAGUUCAGCAUCCCAGCUUGCAGGGAGCUUCUGCUGGGCUCUAUGCACGAUUUCAGCCUGGAGAGGAAGGCGCUCUUCUGGGUGGAGGCUGUCCUCCGGGGACCCUGCCCGGUCCAGUGCGACGCCCCGGGAACGGCGUCAGCCCCUCCCGCCUGGCUCUUGCUGGUCAGCCCGGACCUGGUGCCCGCACCUGCCGCAGACACAGGCCCCGAGGCCGGGCCCCCGGCGCGGCUGGACGAGGAGGACGACGGCCAGGAGGAGGAGGACGAGGACGAGCACGAGGACGAGGAGGAGGACCAGGGCGAGGAGGAGGAGCAGGGCGAGGACCGCGACCAGGAGGAAGCCGCCUCUGCCGAGGAGGAGGAGCCGGGGCCCCGCAGCCUCCCGCCCGGCUCCCCCGCGAGCCCCGGCCCCGGCCCCGCCCGCUACUCGCUGGACGUGCUGCGCGGCGUGAGGUCGGAGCUGGCCGGGGCGCGGCGGCGGCUCUCCGAGGGCAGGUUGGCCGCCCGGCCCCGCGCGCUCCUGCACCGCCUCCGCCAGCGCGCGCUGAGCCUCUGCCCCGCGCCCGCGCCCGCGCCCCCGCCCGCGCCCGCGCCCCCCAGCGCCCCGGCGCCGCCCCGGCGGCCCUCCACGGCCGGAGCCAUGCCCCCGCUGCGGAGCCACAAGCCCACGGUCGCGUCCCUCAGCCCGUACACCUGCCUGCCACCUCUUGGUGGGGUGCCUCAGCGUCCUAGUGCCUGCAGAUCACACCCUGCUUCUGCUGACCUGCUGUCUGCCCUGAGCCAGGAGGAGCAGGACCUCAUUGGGCCAGUGGUUGCCCUAGGGUAUCCUCUGCAUAGGGCCAUUGGGGCUCUGCAGAAGACAGGGCGGCAGAGCCUGAGCCAGUUUCUCAGCUACCUUAGUGCCUGCGACCGGCUGCUGCGGCAAGGCUAUGAGGAGGGGCUGGUGGAGGAGGCCAUGGAAAUGUUCCAGUUCUCUGAGAGCCAGGCAGGGGAGUUCCUGCGCCUCUGGGAACAGUUCAGCGACAUGGGCUUCCAGCAGGACCGGAUCAAGGAAGUGCUGCUGGUCCACGGCAAUCGCAGUGAGCAAGCCCUGGAGGAGCUGGUAGCCUGUGCCCAGUGAUGGCUGGUGCAUUCCACAAUGCCUGUGCAUCCCCGUCCCGCACCAGACCUGGAAAUCCAUUCUAACUGUAUUAUUAAGACUACGCAAGAGGGGUGCCCAGCUGGCUCAGUUGGAGGAGGAGCAUGUGGCUCUUGAACUCAGGGUUGUGAAUUUGAGCCCCACGUUGGGUGUAGAGAUUACUUUAAAAAAUAAUAAACUUAAAAAGAUUAUAUAAGAGUAACAGUGAUGCAUGCUCUUUAUAAAAAUGCAAAUAAUCCCAAAGGUAGAGGUAAAUACUGUAGGGGAGGCAAAACUUUACCCAUUUUUGGUUUUCAGCUGGGGCACCUCAAGGAAAAGACAGAUUAAGAAGAGUAAAACUGAUUAAUGCAUGUAGCACACAUCGUGUGGGAGAAACCUCAAUGAAAAGCAACUCAAAGCAGCAGUUAGAACUCUGGCUUAUAUAGCAUCUUCAACAAAGAGCAGUGGAUAUGUAGAGAAAUGACAGAAUAAAGGAAACCAGUUUCGGGCUUCCAGGGAUGGCACGCUGUUGGGUGAGCAGGGUGGUGUAAAUAUGAGGAAGCAGCAAACUGAGUAGGUUUGUUUGCAGAUUCCCCUGGAGCUUGUCUGGGCUGAUAAGAAUCUGUCUCCAGAAAAGGAGAAUUUAUACCUGUAGGCAAAAAGUGGGGCUAGGGUGGAGGGAGCUUUUUUUUCUGCAUUUGUUGCUUCUUAAUUACCUUCUACUUAAAAUAAUUUUUAUGUCAAAGAGACAUAUUUUGGGGUGACAUUCUGGUCUCUUUCAGUACUAAAACAAUCGGCUGAAAGAGUUGAAAGUGGUUGCCUCUGGGGAAGAGCAGAUGGAGAGCAUGGACAAGGAACUGUGUUUUUUCCUACAAGCCUUGUAAAACUACCUGUCUUUAAACUAUACACACACACAAAAAAAAUAAAAAUAAAAAAAUAAACUAUA